GGAAAAAUGGGAGAAGCAGAAGCCUUUCUUUUUACCUUUAACCCGAAAAGGAAAAGUCGCGUCUUUUCAAUUUUUUUUGUAAUCUUUGCAAUCUAUGAUGCACUCUCAUCAAGAAAUACUCACUUUGAUUGUAUAAAAAGCAGGAUCAAUCAUGAUCAACGUUGACCGUAAUUCCCAUAAUCCCAGCUGAAACGAAUGCACCGUCCUGGAUUAUUUUCCGGUAUCGCUAAAAGUAACAUCGACGGAUCCGUGGAAAUGAUAAUUCGUGGGUAAACGCAGGGAACGAACAGUAUUUUAUUCCAUUUCCAUUCGGAUGCUGCGCCGGAUAAAACGGUUUUGUUUAUUCGGGCCUGAUCGAUAGAAUCGUGUGUUCUGCGGAGCAAAUGUGGAAAUCCGUGAUCGCUCAAUAUUUUUUGCAUUUCUGUGCCAGAGAUCUAGUAAAAAAUUGAAAUUUGAUUUCGGAGUUUGGGGUCGUUUGAAAAUGUGGAGCACACGAGGAUUCGGGAUCGAUCCCGUUGGUCGGCUACCUUCAUAAUACCCUCGUCUACCCUCUCAUCCAUAAUCAUGAGUAUGCGUGACAUACAUAUGCCCCGCGGGCAUCCCCCAACAGUUGCAACCUCUUUUGCCUCCCCCUCUCGAAAGGAUCGUUAGCACGAAAUAACGUCGGUGAAGGAUAUCCCCCGUUUGUUCAAAGGUCAAGAGUCCAUCCGAGGUCGCGACCACUCUCCCGCUUUCUUUUAUUUCCUCCUUCCAUCCUCCCCCAUCCUUUCCAUCCUUCGAGACAAAACAAAAGUCGUACUAUUUGAAUACAAAUUUACCUCAUAUUUUGUGCUACCGAAAACACCGCGGAGUCGACGUUGAAGUUUGCAGCGUCGGGUUCCAACGAAAUGAGCGAAAAUUGCAUUUGUAAUUGCCCAAUUUUUUAUUUCGCGAAGUAUCGGUGCAGCUUGAGAAACCACAAAUAGCAAAUUCUUUGUGAAACGAAAAAGGAGAAUUACUGGAAUAAUUGGAGGGUUUUUGCGUCAUUUCGUUGGACUCCGACCUCGCAAACUUCGGUGUCGUCCUAUCAACAUUUUUUCCCUCCACCAUUCGAAUAAAAACUGAUCCGCGAUUCGAGAGGCGAGAACCGCGUGUCCGCGACCGUACGUGGGUGUACACACUUCGAUACGAGAGCCUUGAUUUUGAGUUGGUCACGCAAGAUCGAUCGCUCCCAAGGAUAUGGACGCUCCAAAUUUCUCCCUCAAACUUAGAUGCACGCUUUGACCGAUUGCAAGAAAGCCCUGUCAGCGAACGACGGUGGAAUUCAAGUCCCCCGCGCUCACGUACAGCGACACAUCGACCGAUCCUCUUAUUUGUAAUAAAAAUGUAUCAUUGGCAAGAAAAAAUCUCCCGAUGCAAGCAUUCAAAUCAAUUCCAUCGACUCCAAUUUAUUUGAAAAGGGAAAAGAAAAAAUAGGAGAUCGCGACCUCUUUAAAAAUUACUCGGGUAUUGGGCCGGAGAUAAAAAAAAAAAAAACAAAAAAAAAGUCUUUGAUAGGAAACGAGGCUGAAAGCUCGCUCGAACGUUCGCGGAGACUCGUGUGUGAAACGAAUAACGAUGAAAGGAUGAAAGUUCUGGCCGCAAUUCCGUGAUUACACGAAGCAAUCACGACUGCUCAAAUAUACGUGUAUAGUCAGCCGCAACGCUAGCUUUUCUUUUCAAGCUCGAAGCAAAUUUUUUCCGCGCUCCCUAUACUUAUUUUUUUAAAGCUAGUUCGAGGUGCGCGCGCGCACACACGAUUGUGCAAAUCGUAACAUGAAAUCUCAAUUUUUUUUCUCUCAUUCCGAGUUUUUUCCUUUUAUUUCUUCAGUUCUCUUCCUUCCCGGCGUGCUCCUUCAAUGAUAAAUUUAUCUCGCGAUUCCUUCCUUUUUCUCUUUCCUCUUUCAAGCACCUCGAGAAUCUCGUGUUCGAGACUGUGUAUAAACCCGUAGCUGAUAGAACCAGGUCACGAACGCUUACAACUUUUUCGCCACACUUUCCGGACCGCGGUUCAAGUAACGAUUUUCCUUCCUUUCUUUUUUCAAUUGUACCUUUUUUCUCUCUUUUGUCUUCACUUUAUUUUACAAGCGCGGGCAACGUGCUUUCUGUGCCAAACUCGUCUCUCUCUGUUUCUCCGUCUCUUCCUCGACGCUCGAUAUUAUGACACAGAGAGCAAGAGAGAGAGAGAGAGAGAGAGAGCUUCGUCCACUCGCUGUUUACUGUUUAUUUUCAUUUAAUCAUUUCUAAAACUGAAAUCAAUUGCUGACCGCGCGCUCGAGUUCCGAUUGAAAGAGGGCAAAAAAUGUAAAAUAUCAACAGAUAAUAAUAUCGAACGCCGCGAACGGAGAAGGAUUCCUGAAAACAGUCGAAGAGGAGUGAAAAAACGUGAAGAAAAAAAAUAUCUUAAACGUAGGAAGAAGCCCAGCAGCAGCAACUCGUAGUGAGAAUAGUCAGAGGAUCGUACGAUGCCGAAUAAUAAAAAGCACGCGAGUCGCGACAAGGAUUUUUUCGUCGAUGAAAUAUCGUCGAUCGGUAUGUCCCUGCGACCCAGCGGCAGUGCCUCGUCCGGAAUCUCGAGUCUGGCGAGUUGCGGGGAGGUCGAGGCGCUGCCCGAGCUACCACCGCAGGAUGAGGAACGUCUGCAACGAGCGGCAAGAUUGUUGCAACAGAGGCUGGUUUUACGACAGUGGUUAACGGAUCACGGUCUCAAUGUUCAUUAUCAAAAGCUGAUGCAAAUGGAAGUAGUAUCUCUUGAAGACGUUUACGGGGUGCAAGAUAACGAGGUACGCGGUGUACUUGGAAAGGACUUGCAGCGAUGGAUCCAGGCUCGACAGACGCUGCCCACUUCGAAGGACAUUUUGGAAGCCCUCAAGGCUGAUCUUUGGAGCUCGGUCGUUAAAAAUAGUCAACACCAAGAUGCCUGGACUUGGGGUGGAAUGCUAGUGGUGUCGGUGUCGGUCGCGGGUUUGGUUACCCUUGCGGCUAUGACACAGCCUGCCCUGGCCCCCGAAGCAAAACACUCGCUACUCCAGUACGUUACGGGAAAGUAUUUGUUGCCCAGUAACUGCCGGGUACAUUUCGAGUGGGAGGAGCCACAGUUGGUCGGUGAAACUAUGACUUUCACCGUGAAGUUUUAUCAACGCAACGGUCAACCCUAUCCGAUAUGUGACAAGGACAAUCUAAUAGUGGAGGUUACGGAGGGAGCGCGAAGAGUGGCAACCCUCAUUGAAUUAGGAGGGACGGAUCCUCUCGCUGCGAAUACCGCGGUCGUAAAAUUCACCGUACGUCAUGCCGGACAGUACAGGAUCGCGGUACUCAUCGGCUCCUGUCACGUACACGGCAGUCCGUUCCUCAAAACUUUUCUUCCCGGACCCCCCGAUCCCAAUAAAACGGUGUUUGUACGACAGAGCUCGACGGUCGUUUGUACCGCUGGAAUCGCACAUUCCAUGACUAUAGAGCCCCGAGACGAGUACGAUAAUUUGUGCUUGUUUGGAAGCGGCGAAGAACCUACCGACGGAUACCACGUCAAUAUAACUCGCAUUGGCAGUACUUGCGAGGAAGGACUACAACCGGAGGGAUGCACGAUAAGCCUCGAAUACGAUUGCCCGAACCAGAGGAUUCGUCUUAAAGUUGGAUUCCCGAAAGGGGGAUGUUAUCACGCCACCGUCAGUCUCUCAGGCCUACAACUACACAAUGGAGAUUUUGAUAUUAUCGUCCUCGAGGGUCCCGUUGCGAGAAUGGUUCACAACAACGUGGCUUCGAAAGACCCUGACAUUUGUUACGCGGCCAAGCUACUCGGAAUGCAAGGGGAAAAGUUUUCCAAGCCGAAAAAAGUAUUUUGCUUCAUAUCCCCGAAACAGUUGACCAUCAAGGAAUACCUGCUCAAGUUUAUACCGAAGAGACUCGUCACUUUUAGACUCUGUCCUUCGACCAAGUUCCAUUUUGAGAGUUGGAGUAAUCAACACGAGGGUUACGACUCGUUCUCGAUAGACGACGGUUGCCAACCACCGAUCCAACUCAUAUCUCACUAUCGUGACGUUAUCGCCGCUACCUUUACUCUAUUUUUAUUGAAAAAUAUUGGAGGAAGCGAAACUUUCGCGGACAAACAAGACUUCUUUUAUCACGAAGUGAGGAAACACCAUCAGAAGCACUAUCACGAGAAGCUCUCGAUGAAGGUUCAACGGGACAAACUCUUGGAAUCGUCGAUGAAGGCGACCAAAGGAUUUUCCGUUAGCGAAUGGUGUAGAAAUUUUGAAAUUACUUUCCAAGGAGAACAAGGAGUCGACUGGGGCGGUGUAAGACGAGAAUGGUUCGAGUUGAUAUGCGCCUCCCUCUUCGACGCCGGUAACGGUUUGUUCGCAUCCUUCGGAGAAUCCCAGCAGGCUCUGGUACAUCCGAACAACAAAAGGCCCCCGAAUUUGAAACUGAAACACUACGAAUUCGCUGGUCGUAUCGUAGGGAAGUGUCUCUACGAGUCUGCGCUCGGUGGUUCUUAUCGGCAAUUGGUACGAGCUCGUUUCACUCGUUCCUUUCUCGCUCAAAUAAUCGGCCUUAGAGUUCAUUACAAAUACUUCGAGCAAGACGAUCCCGAUCUUUACUUGAGCAAAGUAAAAUACAUACUGGAGAAUGACGUCGAGGAAAUGGAGCUGUAUUUCGUCGAGGAGGAAUACGACAAGGACGGCCAAUUGUUGAAAGUCGCCGAGCUCAUUCCAGGCGGUUCGAAACUUCGCGUUACCAAUGAUACGAAAUUACGUUAUCUCGAUGCGCUCGCUCAACAUCGUCUCGCCAGUUCUAUACGCAACGAAGUCGAUCAUUUUCUACGUGGCCUCAACGAUCUCAUUCCUGACAACUUGUUGGGAAUAUUCGACGAGAACGAGCUCGAAUUAUUAUUGUGCGGAACUGGUGAAUACAGCGUGGCUGAUUUGCGAGCUCAUCACAUCGUAAACGGCAGCUCCCCGGAGUUUCUUCGUGUCCUCGAUUGGUAUUGGACAGCGGUUAGUAAUUUUACACAAGAAGAAAUGGCUCGAUUGCUUCAAUUUACAACGGGAUGCUCGCAACUUCCGCCGGGUGGAUUCCAACAACUGAGCCCGCGUUUCCAAAUCACAGCGGCUCCGACUUUCGCCAAUCUUCCAACCGCUCAUACUUGUUUCAAUCAACUAUGCCUUCCGGAUUACGAGUGUUACGAUCACUUUGAAAGGGCGUUACUACUCGCCAUCAGCGAAGGGACCGAAGGUUUUGGGAUGAUUUAAAGAAAAAAUUAACAUUACCGCAAACACAGGCAUCUCGUUGUUACAAUGACGAUCUAGUCGGCGACAUCUAGUUCGGUAAUAAAAAUAGAGAAAUACGCUCGAA
Messenger RNA from Venturia canescens, 5370 nucleotides. RefSeq names its product apoptosis-resistant E3 ubiquitin protein ligase 1. Gene Ontology annotation, cellular component: cytoplasm. The record is from RefSeq and is a predicted model, not a curated record. Gene Ontology annotation, biological process: protein polyubiquitination; negative regulation of apoptotic process. Gene Ontology annotation, molecular function: ubiquitin protein ligase activity. NCBI's taxonomy places the organism in Eukaryota, Metazoa, Arthropoda, Insecta, Hymenoptera, Ichneumonidae. The coding region runs from base 2484 to 5267 and encodes 927 amino acids. The transcript is spliced from 13 exons.